GGACUUGCCCAUACCAUGCUUUAUUGGGAUUUACUACUGAAUAGUUUCGAACCGGUUCCAUUCGGAGUAGACGAAACCCACCUGUUGUGCUGGCUUGAUUUUGCAUUUUUUUUUCUAAUUUUGCGAGAAUGGCAGUCGAUUGGGGUUAUUCACAGUUCAACGGUAAGAAAACCUAGCUUCAAGACGUCCAGUCCGCUACAUUGGCCUGAAACGUGGGCUAAGUGCUACCCGGAAGCCGCCGGAGACCGGCAGAGUCCGGUGGACAUUCAACAGGUGUGCCUGAAAAGCCUCAACACCAACCAGAAGCUGACGUGGAGGUACAUCGCGGAGAACACCGAGGACGUCACGAAUCCGGGGUACUGCUGGAAGGUGCACGUCCGGGGGGACGGAUCCGAGCUGACGGGGGGUCCUUUGGAGGACAACAAGUACGUCCUGGAACAGUUCCAUUGUCACUGGGGGCAGGAUAACGAUCAAGGGUCGGAACAUACGGUCAAUGGGGAGAAGUACGCCGGAGAGUUGCAUUUGGUCCACUGGAACACCACGAAGUACUGCUCGUUCGCCGAAGCUGCCAAGUACCCCGACGGACUAUGUGUGAUCGGAGUGUUCCUAAAACCCGGAAGAUGCAACCCGGAACUGGACAAAAUCGUCCACCAGCUUUGUAAAAUCGAGUACCGAGGAGAAACGGCCAAAAUUGGGGAGCCGCUAAAUCCGGGCCUGUUCAUCCCGGAAGACAGCGGCUACUACACGUACCAAGGGUCCCUGACAACCCCCCCUUGUUCCGAGUGUGUGAUUUGGGUCGUGUUUAAAGAGCCUAUCGAAGUGUCCGAAGAGCAGUUGGGGGCGUUCAGGAGUUUGAAGUCGUACUGUAGGGAGGACGGUUGUCCGUGUGACGACUUUGAGGGGUUCGUGAAGAAAAAUUUUAGACCGACGUUGCCUUUGGGGGAGAGGGAGAUUCGAGAAUGUCGACAAUAGAUUAGAUAGGCGUUUGGAGAGUUGCAAUAUAUUUUUGUUCCUAUAUUGGUGUACUUGUCAGUGAUAUCGGUGUGAGAAUGGUCACAGGUGCCUUAUUACAUUAGUUAGAUUUAUAUUACAACAAUGUUAGAGAUACCUAUUUUUAGACGAGACGGUCGUGUUGUAACAUAUUGUAAUAAAAAUACAGUUUUAAUAUACUGCUUGCAAUUAG
Zophobas morio is the source of this 1183-nucleotide messenger RNA. Its product is annotated as carbonic anhydrase 2-like. The record is from RefSeq and is a predicted model, not a curated record. Lineage: Eukaryota; Metazoa; Arthropoda; Insecta; Coleoptera; Tenebrionidae. Gene Ontology annotation, molecular function: zinc ion binding; carbonate dehydratase activity. The transcript has 7 exons. The coding region runs from base 16 to 972 and encodes 318 amino acids.